This is a messenger RNA of Echinococcus granulosus, 513 nucleotides long. RefSeq lists its product as hypothetical. Lineage: Eukaryota; Metazoa; Platyhelminthes; Cestoda; Cyclophyllidea; Taeniidae. The transcript has 3 exons. The record is from RefSeq and is a predicted model, not a curated record. Gene Ontology annotation, cellular component: spliceosomal complex; nucleus. Gene Ontology annotation, biological process: mRNA splicing, via spliceosome. The coding region runs from base 1 to 513 and encodes 170 amino acids.
AUGGGACCUGUGCGCAGGAGUAAGAAGGCUCCACCAGAUGGCUGGGAAAUGAUUGAACCAACAAUAGACGAACUUAAUCGGAAAAUGCGGGAGGCCGAAACUGACCCCCAUGAAGGCAAGCGGAAAGUUGAAGCAGAGUGGCCAAUAUUUCGUAUCCAUCACAAACGGUCGAGGUAUAUUUAUGACCUAUACUUUAAGCGAAAAGUUAUAUCGAAGGAACUGUAUAAUUAUUGCAUUAAAGAGAAAAUCGCGGAUGCUAACUUGAUAGCAAAGUGGAAGAAACAAGGAUAUGAGAAUUUGUGUUGCCUGCGAUGUAUUCAACCCCGAGACACCAAUUUUGGCACCAAUUGUGUUUGUCGUGUUCCCAAAUCAAAGCUGGAGGAGGGAAAAGUCGUUGAAUGUCAGAAUUAUGAGUUGAGGUACUAUGAAGUAUUCAUUCAGAUUAACCGGCACCCGUUAGUCCCAGAUAUUCAGAAGCUCCGUCGAUUUGAUCCUGUACAUGAAGAGCGGUAG